Molecule: messenger RNA, 885 nt
Organism: Effrenium voratum
Lineage: Eukaryota; Dinophyceae; Suessiales; Symbiodiniaceae
Source: the annotation of a GenBank genome assembly
AUGAGCGCUGACGGCGUGCCAGUACGCGAGGCGUCCUGGCGCUUGCUGUGCCGCCGCCCUCAGAUCUUCGCCUGCGACUCCUUCCUCACGCCGGAGGAGUGUUUGGCCAUCCGCCGCCUCGCAGAGGUCAACAUCCCGGUGCAGUGCUCAUCCAAGAUGCGGGUCGACCUGGAGAUCACUCCAGGCGGCGGCGACCACGCAGUGCUGCGAGCCAUUGAGCGCCGCAUAGAAGCGCUGUCCGGCCUCAAGGCGCACCCGGGCGAAAUGCCCUGGGCAGUACACUUCACCCCGGGCGCAGAGGAGGAGCCGGAGAAGCGAGUAAACCUUGGCUUGCACCUGGACACGAACAAUACCAGAGAGAAGCGCUGGUUGACGUUCAUCAUUUACCUGCAGACCACGCCAGCUCACCAGGGCGGGCAUACGCUCUUUCCCUUGGCACAGACCAAGGGCUCCAAGGUUACGCACCUGGGGGACACCUUGCUUGCCGCCAACCUGCAGCAUACCGGUCCGGCCCUGAACAGUCACCUCCAGGAGGCGGCUGAACAGCUGUUGGCGCGAGGGGAAGUUCUGGCGCAGAAAGCGCUGGUGGAGGAGAGUGCCAGGCCCGGGCUUGCUGUGGCGCCCCGUGAGGGCCUGUGCGUCGCCUUCUGGACGCGGCUUCCUGGCAGCGGAGCGGUGGACUGUGCCUCCUGGCAUGGCGGCGCUGCCGUGACUGGGGAGGGUGGCAAAUGGACGCUGCAGAAGUUUCGGGAGGCGCCCCCGGAAGCGCUGAAGGAUUGCUGCGUGGAGGCUGGUGGAUCACGCACACCAUCACCAGGCCUUUGCACGAGACCACGGGCGCCUGCGCCUGCCUUGCUGCGCGGGCGGCGUGCUCUUUCUCGAUGA